AGUAUUGUUCGUCACCGCGACGUGAAUAGACAUUGGACGCAUUUUCAACUUAUAUUAUUAAUUCCCUUCUCUUUGGUCAACUUCUUUUUGAGCUCCUUCAAACAGUCCCCUUCUGCUGUUAGGCUGCUAACAACAUAUAUUUCAAAUUGUUUCUUAAGCUUUUUUCAAUUUACGAAAGGGAAUUUAUUGUGAAAAUUGUGCUGCAGAGAUGGACAGGCGGAACAGACUUAUUGUUGAUUCUAAAAUUUGAUUCGAUUUUUUGUGUGUGAUUGAGCCAAAAAAAAAACUUUAUCAAUUCGUGAGCUUUUGUCAGUGCUUUUGAAUCGUUUGUUCAGGUAGCAUUGAACAUUGAAUUGUUGUGGAAUUUUUGGCAAUUUCUCUGUGCUCCCUUUUCCUUGGCGAUGGGUGAGGAGAAGCACCGAAGCCAACAGCAUUCAAAUGGAUCCAACGGCAAUGUGGAGCACAGUGACUGAACGUGUGGUAAAUUUGUGGAAAAAUCGAGCAUCAUGCAAUAUGGAUAGAAAUACCAAAGUAAAUGGAGUCUCACAGUCAGACGAUCCAAUGCAGCAGCAAGUUGUCAAUUAUCUCAGGAAUCAUCCGGACUUCCUGGAGCACUACCUCAUGGAAGAGGUGGAAAUUGAGCAAAUGGAACGAUGGAUGAUCCGGAGGAUUCAGCGAUCAAAGAAGCAACCACAGCAGCAACAGGCACGCAAAACGAGCCUCUCUCGCUGGAGGUUUUGCGUGCACGCCGACAAGCGACAGAUGCUCCAGGAUCUCACACAUUCACUACAAUUGCGUCCCACGCGCUCUCACGUUCUCUGGGAAUUAGGUUCAUGCAUUUCCAGUGCUGUGGGUGCCGAUGGGUUCCGUCUGUAUCUCACCGAUACAGCUAAUCCUGAGCAGUUGAGUCUAUACCUGGAUCACGAUACCCUCACUGAGGAUGGAGAGCCGCGUUUGCACAAAAUUAAGUCUGGCUUGACUGUGCCACAGUACGUGGCACGUACACGGGAGCCCGUACGCCUCACACGUGGUGAUGUCGAUGCGAGAUUUCCCGAAGGAAUCACCAACAAGGACACCGCACACAUUCUCUGCCAGGCUGUGGUACAGCCAGAUGGGCAGCUUGUGGCGGUCCUCGAGCUAUGGAGACACGAACACGGAACACCCUUUCACGAGGAGGAUGAAGAAAUUGCCUACAGUUACCUCGUUUGGGGCGCCAUUGCCAUCCACUACGCCCACCUCUUUCUCAACAUGAACAAACAGCGGAAGCUCAAUGACUUCCUCCUUGCUGUUGUCAAGUCUAUAUUUCAGGAUAUGGUCAGCAUGGAUAUGCUGGUGAUGAAAGUCAUGAAUUUCGCUCAGCGUCUUGUCGAUGCUGACAGAGCGUCUCUCUUCCUGGUAGACGCUAAGAGUAAGGAACUCUAUGCCACAAUCUUCGACGUUGGCAACAAUGGUGGGAAAGCGGAAGGGGAGGAUGAAACUCAUGCUCCGAGUACUCCAAAAGAAAUUCGCUUCCCCCUAGGAACGGGUAUUGCAGGGCAAGUGGCGCUAACGGGGGAAGUUUUGAACAUUGCAGAUGCGUACUCCGAUUCACGCUUUAAUCGCUCAAUUGACCAAAUAACCGGCUACCGUACAGAGAGUAUCCUCUCCAUGCCCAUAUUCAUUCGUGGAAAUGUAAUAGGUGUCGUACAGAUGGUCAACAAGCACUCGGGCUACUUCACAAAGGAAGACGAGGAGGCUUUUGAAACUUUUGCCAUCUACUGCGGCUUGGCCCUUCAUCAUGCCAAACUCUACGAUAAGAUUCGUCGAUCGGAGCAAAAGUAUCGUGUUGCCUUGGAAGUCCUCAGCUACCACAAUACGUGCACUGAGGAGGAAGUGAGGCAAUGCAUUGAUAAAGAGGAUGGUUUGCACGUUGACCUCCUGCAGAAUUACUACUUCAGCGCCUUUGAGUAUGACGACUUCCAGAAGGUACAAUUUGCAAUAUGCAUGUUUACGGAUCUCUUUGGUCUGAGUCGCUUUGACAAGAUGAGUCUCAUACGGUUCACAUUGACUGUGAAGAAGAACUACCGACGUGUACCCUAUCACAACUGGACACAUGGAUUUUCUGUCGCCAAUACCAUGUACAGCAUCCUCAAGCGCUCAAAGGGUGUCUUCAAAUCCACUGAGUGCCUGGCACUCUUCAUUGGCUCCCUGUGUCAUGACUUGGAUCACCGUGGGAAGAACAAUAAAUUCAUGCUAGACUCGGAGUCACCACUUGCAGCCAUGUACAGCACAUCAACAAUGGAGCAUCAUCAUUUCAAUCAAACAGUGGCAAUUCUACAGCAAGAGGGUCACAAUAUCUUCAGUAAACUCUCCAAUUCGGAGUACAAACAAGUUCUCGGGCUUGUAAAGCACUGUAUUCUCGCCACAGAUUUAGCUUUAUUCUUCCCCAACAAAGCUCGUCUGUCGCAGCUUGUGGCUGAGGAUAAGUUCUCGUGGAAUAUCCUUGAGCACAGAAUCCUCCUUCAAGCCAUCGCCAUGACAGCCAGUGAUCUCUCAGCUUCUGCCAAGCCAUGGGAUAUACAAUGUGAAACAGUGAAGGUAAUUUUUGAGGAAUUCUACCAGCAAGGUGAUGAGGAGCGUUCCCUUGGCAGACAACCCAUGGCUAUGAUGGAUCGGAAUAAACCCGAUGAGCAGGCAAGCUCUCAGGUUGGCUUCAUUACAGGUAUCUGCAUCCCCUGCUACUCCCUCCUGCAGCACCUUCUUCCAGACACACAACCCCUUCUGGAUAUGUGCCAGCAGAACCUCGAUAAAUGGCAAAAACUGGCAGAUGAAGUACGCAGCGGCAAGUCAAUCAACAUUCUACAACUCAAUCGAGAAUAGUCUGUGAGACUUGCUACAAUAUAAAGGGAUCAAAACUUUCUGCAAAUUCAUAAUACGUCUUUCACCCUCUCCCCUAAAUUGCACGCAAAAUGUACCUUUGGAAGGAUUAUGAGAUGUUCCGUCAAAUAUGUUCCAUCCUCCACAAUAUCUUGUUAAUUUUUUUGUGAAUAAAUCAAUUAAUAAGAAAUAAAUGAAGUCACACAAAGUAAA
Messenger RNA from Lutzomyia longipalpis, 3069 nucleotides. RefSeq names its product probable 3',5'-cyclic phosphodiesterase pde-5. Gene Ontology annotation, biological process: negative regulation of receptor guanylyl cyclase signaling pathway; signal transduction. The record is from RefSeq and is a predicted model, not a curated record. Bases 439 to 2859 code for a protein of 806 amino acids. Gene Ontology annotation, molecular function: protein binding; 3',5'-cGMP-stimulated cyclic-nucleotide phosphodiesterase activity. NCBI's taxonomy places the organism in Eukaryota, Metazoa, Arthropoda, Insecta, Diptera, Psychodidae. The transcript is spliced from 5 exons.